Molecule: messenger RNA, 1310 nt
Organism: Morchella sextelata
Lineage: Eukaryota; Fungi; Ascomycota; Pezizomycetes; Pezizales; Morchellaceae
Exons: 2
Source: RefSeq, a predicted model, not a curated record
AUGCCUAAUUGGACUCCAAGAACCUUUGGUGGGCAUCCCUACCUGACGUUUAGUUCACUUCCCGGUCCGUAUCUAUCGGAGGUCGUGAGGAUGGUCAGGGGGGUACAACUAGACCCUGAAACCCGCGGCGGUGCUUCUGACUUGCCACACCCCGCGAUACGCCAUUUGGUCGGGUCUCUUGUCCUCGACGAGGAGUUUUCCAAGACCACGUCGGGUCAAUAUCGUGUUUACCGGCCGUUACCUGAACAGGUCAUCUUCUUACAGUCGGACAAAGAUGUCAGAGUAUGGCUCAAUGCUUGUAAAGUUGCACCGCGACUGAGACUAUUGGUGGUUUAUAAUGAGCGCGAUAAAAACGCCAGGCAGACUCCACCGCCGCUGUCAUUCCCCUACUUUCACGUUGACUGGGAGGUGCUGAUGGACAAUCAGUUGCGGAUUGACCGGAGAGCGUCGGGCAUCAAGGCCGAGGAGACAGGAACUCGUUGGGGGAAACCGACGAAGAGGAAGAGAAGUGAGAUUGUGGAGGUGAGCGACGACGACGACGACGACGACGCUGACGACGACGCCGACGACGACGCCGACGACGACAACGAAGGCGAGGGUGAAGGUGGAGGGUCGAGUUCCCGUAAAAAGCCCAGAGGAGAGAACGCCGGAGAGGGCAGCUCGAGCAAGGCGGGCCCGAAAGGCAAGGCAGGGGGUAGCUCGAGCAAGGCGGCCCAGAAAGACGACGAUGACGUCGACGACGAGGAAGAAGAAGAGGAGGAGGACGAGGAAGAAGAGGAGGAAGAAGAGGAGGAGGAGGCCCCAAGGAGAAAGAAGACAAAGACACCCGGGCUCAAGACGCCGGCCAAGACGCCGCCAUCAAAGACACCCGGGCCCAAGACGCCGGCCAAGACGCCGCCAUCAAAGACACCCGGCCCGAAGACCCCGGCCAAAACACCUGCUCAGACUACUGCUGCCGAGCGAGGAGGGAAAAGGUCGAGAGCACACCAUCUAUUCGAUGAGCCUGCUGAGAGCCCGCCCUAUGAGGGUGAGCAGGAGGAAGAGCAAGGGGACUUAAUACCAGAGUACGAAAGCCGGGCCACUGGUUCACAAGCUGACAGCGCUCUGGAGUCUGAAAGAACUACGCAAGAUGAGAUGCCCGGCGAAGAGCCUGCCGGGGAAGGUAGUUACGUUGAUGGUGGCCCUGAUGGGGGUAUUCCUCCCGGCGGGCGCGGGGACGAGUCAAUCGAUAUGGAAGUGGGUUACCUUACCGAUGCAUCGACCAGUUCGAUUGAAGAGGCUAAGCUCCAAACAAUUCCCCGUCUUCCCCA